UUACUGGAUUUUCUCUAGUAUAAUCUACUCCGUAGUUACUGGAAUUGGUAAAUUGGCGAUGAUGAAAGCUGACGAAUUGGCAGUCAUUUGUGUAGCGCCUUGUUGAGUUUAAGCUUCAACACAGAGUAGGGGCUUGAGCUGUUUCGAGGAAGCUUCGUCGUCCUCUACUUUUCUAGUUUUCUUAUCUGAGCUCUUAUUUACCUACUUUCCGGCGUCUUAACGGCGGGCAUCUCUCUCCGUUCUUAGCAAAAACAAAACAGAUCCUUGCUUCUGCUAUCCUCUCUCCACACACACAGUAGCAAAAUGAUACAUGAUACACACAACUAGUUAGCUGGCUUUGGUGUCUACUCUUUUUCGUACUCUAAUCCGAAAGCUCGAAUCAGUUGAAAAGGAGAAUCAGCAAUUUUCAAUUCUCAACCCGGUAAAAGUUCACCUUUCUGACUUGCUAUAGCCUUUUGUCUUAUUUGGUUCAUUUCAAUUUUCAAGGAACGCCGGAUCUGCUCGUUUAUUGUUCGCGCCGAUUCACUUGGACUCAUGAUUGAAUUGAGUGCGCUUUUCUGAUUAAACGUUUUAAUUGCAACAUUUCUGUUCCAUAGUGAGAGAAUUUUCAGCGCUGGUCAUGAGGAAAUUAUCCAAAGCUUUUAAUGCCGUGUAGGCUCUUUUUGCUGUAUUCAGUCUUUGAUUAUUUUGCUCACUUCCAAUCCACUUCGUAUACUAAUAUUCAUUUUGGGCAGUCUGAGUGUGACACGAUUGGUUAAGCUCAACUACAACAAAUUUACCCAGAGAAGGCCAUUUGGUUAUCUGCUGGUUUAAUAGUGUGCUGUAAUUCAUCACGCCUGAAGUUCUGUGCAUUUAGGACAUUGGAUGGGUUGUUGAUACAGAAGUGUUACGAUGGGAUCUGCAGGGGUUAGUCUUGAUCUUGAAUCUGAUGAGAUCCCCCUGAGCUCAUCUCAUAGAAUAAGUAAAAUCGAAACUUUGCAUUAUGAAGCGCCUCAUAAUCAUAUUCCGUGGACCAGAGCUUUUUCAUCUUCAAGAUUCUUUAGAACAAUGAAUCAGAAUACUGCUCUCAGAAGUAUUUACAUCAUUCUAAUAAAAGCAAAGAUCAAUGUGUUGCUUCCUUUUGGCCCACUAGCAAUAUUGCUGCACUAUGUCACUGGGAAGCAUGCCUGGGUAUUUUUUUUCAGCUUAUUGGGCAUUACACCAUUAGCUGAGCGCCUAGGAUAUGCUACAGAGCAGCUGUCGUUUUAUACCGGGCCAACAGUUGGUGGCCUUCUAAAUGCUACUUUUGGCAAUGCUACUGAAAUGAUAAUUUCAAUAUAUGCAUUGAAGAAUGAUAUGAUGAGGGUUGUUAAACAAUCAUUGCUGGGUUCCAUUUUAUCAAAUAUGCUGUUAGUUCUUGGGUGUGCCUUCUUCUGUGGUGGGAUUAGGCAUUACAAAAAAGUCCAGGUUUUUGACAAGGCAAGUGCUAUUGUAAGUUCUGGGUUAUUAUUGAUGGCAGUGAUGGGCUUACUGUUUCCUGCAGUGCUUCACUUCACUCACACAGAGGUCCACUUUGGGAAGUCAGAGCUAGCUCUUUCUAGAUUCAGCAGCUGUGUAAUGCUAGUGGCAUAUGCUAGCUAUCUAUUUUUUCAGCUCAAGAGUGAGAGAAAUUUGUACAGUUCCACUGAUGAGGAGGGAGAAUCUAAUUCUGAAGGAUCUGAGGAAGAAGAAGCCCCUGAGAUCACACACUGGGAAGCCAUUGGCUGGCUUGCUAUUUUGACUAUAUGGAUUUCUGUAUUAUCUGGUUAUCUUGUUGAUGCUAUCGAGGGAGCAUCUGCCUCAAUGAAUAUGCCUGUCGCUUUUAUAAGUGUGAUCUUGCUUCCAAUUGUGGGGAAUGCUGCAGAGCAUGCGAGUGCAAUCAUGUUUGCAAUGAAAGACAAGCUGGAUAUAACACUUGGAGUAGCAAUUGGGUCAUCCACUCAGAUAUCAAUGUUUGUGAUUCCAUUCUGUGUAGUUGUGGGGUGGUUCAUGGGGAAGCCUAUGGACUUGAACUUCCAACUUUUUGAGACUGCAACACUUUUUAUUACAGUGCUAGUGGUAGCAUUUAUGCUGCAGGAAGGGACAUCAAACUACUUUAAAGGGUUGAUGCUUAUACUAUGCUACCUCAUUGUUGCUGCAAGCUUCUUUGUGCAUGUUGAUCUUCCAUAUGGUGCAGACUAAUGUUGAUGCCACGUCAGUUGCCUGCCCUACAAAGCAGCACUGUUUUUAUACAUAAAGAGAUGUAAACCUCUGGACAAGGAAGUGACAGUUUGAAAAGCUUAUUUGUCACACACACACGCCCACGGCUUUUCAAACAUAUAUACUUUCUGGCAUUGUGUGAUAUAUGUGUGUGUGUAUAUAUGCAUGCAUGCAUGCAUGUAUAAUGCAAAUCCUAUUUAUCAAUGUAAGAGAGCAGUCACGAUCUUCUACUAGAAGAAAAUAGGAUCAGACAUACAGCGGACAUCGUCCUGGCAAAGGCGCGGUGGUUAUCUUACAUAGACUAUUCCCAUAGUCAGGCAUUGAAAGUGUAAUAUUUUUUGUCAUCAUUUCAUAGAAUUUGAGUAUCCUUUGUUCAUAUCAUCUGCGGUAAUGUGUUUCUCCCUUCUG
Messenger RNA from Cuscuta epithymum, 2625 nucleotides. The record is from the annotation of a GenBank genome assembly. Lineage: Eukaryota; Viridiplantae; Streptophyta; Magnoliopsida; Solanales; Convolvulaceae.